Molecule: messenger RNA, 5909 nt
Organism: Camponotus floridanus (Florida carpenter ant)
Lineage: Eukaryota; Metazoa; Arthropoda; Insecta; Hymenoptera; Formicidae
Product: unconventional myosin-Va
Exons: 13
Coding region: 138-5573 (1811 amino acids)
Biological process (GO): vesicle transport along actin filament; actin filament organization
Cellular component (GO): actin cytoskeleton; myosin complex; cytoplasm
Molecular function (GO): ATP binding; microfilament motor activity; actin filament binding
Source: RefSeq, a predicted model, not a curated record
UCGAACACAUGCGACCAAAGCGAUAGAUGCUUCGUCUUCAUCAUCGUCAUCGUCGUUGCCGUUGCUGCGUGUGUAAUCGUGUUGCACAGUGAUAUCUUCUGACCGAGCUUCACAUUCAGGUGCUUAAACCGAUCGCAAUGACUACGAAGGAACUCUAUAUUAAGGGUGGCCGAAUAUGGGUGCCGCAUCCGGAAAAAGUAUGGGAGGCCGCCGUGCUCUUGGAGAACUACAAGCAGAAUCAAUUGAUGUUGAAAGUACAAACGGAAGAGUCAAAUCAGACAAAGACAUUGGAGAUGAAAUCAGACGUGGAUCUUCCUCCGCUCCGAAAUCCGGAUAUUCUUAUAGGGAAAAGCAAUCUCACAUCAUUGUCCUUCCUUCACGAGCCCGCUGUUCUCCACAAUCUUCAGAUCCGCUUUCAACGGCAUUCCAUCUACACUUAUUGCGGCAUCGUCCUGGUAGCCUUUAACCCGUACAACGAAUUACACAUCUAUGGCAAUGACACGAUAUGGGCCUACAGGGGGCAGGCGAUGGGCGACCUGGAACCUCAUAUAUUCGCCGUGGCCGAGGAGGCCUACAUGAAAUUAGAGAGAGAGAACCAUGACCAGUCGAUUAUCGUCUCCGGCGAGUCGGGCGCUGGCAAAACGGUCUCCGCAAAGUAUAUCAUGCGAUAUUUUGCGACUAUUGGUGGAUCGGCGACAGAGACCCAGGUUGAGAAGAAGGUUCUGGCAUCUUCUCCUAUUAUGGAGGCGAUAGGUAAUGCGAAAACCACCAGGAACGACAAUUCCUCGAGAUUCGGCAAGUUUAUCGAAAUCCAAUUCAACGAGGACUACCAUAUCACUGGCGCCAGUAUGAGGACUUACUUGUUGGAAAAGUCGCGAGUCGUAUUCCAGACGAACGAGGAACGAAAUUAUCACAUAUUUUAUCAGAUGUGCUCAGCAGCGGAACGUCUUCCCCAAUUGUAUCUAUCCUAUCAGGAUCAAUUUCACUAUCUGAAUCAGGGCGACAAUCCCACGAUCGACGGUGUGGAUGAUCUCGAGUGCUUUGACGAAACGAUCAGUGCAUUGACGAUGCUCGGUUUCACAUCCAAGCAGCAGGAAGACAUGCUGCGCAUUCUAGCCGCCAUAUUGCACUUAGGUAACGUAGAGAUAAGUAAUUGCAAGGUCGAGGACGCGAAGGAUAGCGAGGUGGAUACCGAAUCCAGCUACAUCUCUUCGUCGGACCGACAUUUGCUGAUUAUUUCCGAGCUACUCGAUAUCGACAUAAAGGCAAUGCGCAAAUGGUUGUGCCAUCGGAAGAUCGUGUCGAUGCGAGAAGUCUUCCAAAAGCCGAUGAACGUGGACCAGGCAAUCGGCGCGCGAGACGCUUUAGCUAAGCACAUCUACGCUGAGCUCUUCAAUUGGAUCGUGGUCGGCAUCAACAAUUCAUUGCAGUCUCUUAGCAAAGCACAGUAUUUCAUCGGUGUGCUGGAUAUCUACGGUUUCGAGACAUUCGAAGUGAAUUCGUUCGAACAGUUCUGCAUUAAUUAUGCAAACGAGAAGCUCCAGCAACAAUUCAAUCAGCAUGUCUUCAAACUUGAGCAGGAAGAAUACUUGAAGGAAAAUAUCGAGUGGACCUUCAUCGACUUUUACGACAACCAGCCAUGCAUCGAUUUGAUCGAAACCAAACUGGGUAUCUUAGAUUUACUAGAUGAGGAGUGUCGCAUGCCGAAGGGCUCGGAUGCCUCGUGGGCGGAGAAAUUGUACACAAGAUGCAGCAAGUCGAAGCAUUUCGAGAAGCCGAGGUUUAGCACUUCUGCUUUCCAGAUUCGCCACUUUGCUGAUCUCGUACAAUAUGAGACAUUGGGCUUUUUGGAAAAGAAUCGUGACACUGUAAUCGAGGAACAGGUAGAUGUGCUGAGAGGUAGCGAGAACAAGCUACUGAAGCAACUGCUUAGCGACGGAGAUCCGAAGCUGGCGGUGCCGCAUAUUAGGGUGAAAGUGUCCGCGCAGCAGAAUACACCGAAUGUAUCCAAUAAGCAAAAUGGGAAAACUGUCGGCUCGCAGUUUCGCGAUUCGCUCAACACGCUGAUGGCUACGUUGAACGCUACAACACCGCAUUACGUCCGCUGCAUCAAGCCGAAUGACGCGAAAGAGGCCUUCCUAUACAAUCCUACGCGAGUGGUGCAGCAGCUGCGUGCUUGUGGUGUUCUGGAGACCAUCAGGAUCUCGGCGGCAGGCUUCCCGAGCCAACGAAUAUACGCUGACUUCUUCCAGAGGUAUGGCUGUCUCUGUCAAUUCAAGGAGAUACGACGGGAUGACUUGAAGGAAACUUGUCGACGUAUACUGGCCAGGUAUAUUAAUGAUGAGGACAAGUUCAAGUUCGGUCGGACCAAGGUGCUAUUCAGAGCUGGUCAAGUAGCGUUUUUAGAAAAACUACGAGCGGAGAGGCAGCGGGAUGCUUCCACAAUGAUCCAGAAAACGGUGCGCGGUUUCAUCCACCACAACAGGUACAUGAAGAUCCGUCGAUCGAUCCUCGGUCUUCAGAGGUGCGGUAGGGGUUAUAUUGCUCGGCAGAAGGCGAAGGCUGUGAGGAGGGAAAGAGCCGCGAUAAAGAUACAGGCGCGCGUGAAGGGUUGGCUGCAGAGGCGAUGGUAUCUGCAGGUGAAACGUACAAUCCUCGGUCUGCAGACGUAUGCCAGGGGUAACAUGGCUCGCGUUAGAUACAGGAUAAUGAAGGACCAUGCAGCCGCGACGGUGAUCCAAAGAUUCGCUCGGGGAUAUCUCGUAAGAAUGGCGUGUAGAAAGAAACUUGGAGACAUAAUUAUUGUACAGUCGUGCGUUAGAAGACGUCAGGCAAAGAAGAUCUUCAGGCGAUUGAAAGCCGAGGCCAAAAGCAUAGAGCACGUCAGGUCCCUCAACAAAGGAUUGGAAAUGAAAAUCAUUACGUUACAACAAAAGAUAGACGAAUUAGCAAAGGAAAAUCAAUUCUUGAAGAAUAUGCCAAAUGAAAUGUUAGAUUUGAAGCUCAAACUGGAUAACUUGAAAUCCAUCCAUGUUGAUAAUAAAAAGUUGAAAAGAUUAGUGCAGGAAAAUGAGGAGGAGCUGAAAAAUAUACAGGAAAUUCUGAAACGGGAGAGAGACGAAAAGAUGGAUAUAUCGCACGAUAAAGAGAGGAUUUCCCUGCAAAAGAAUGAAGAAAAAAAGAAACUGCAGCAGGAGAACGAGAGAUUACGAAAGGAGCUCUCAAUAGCGACUGAAAAAUUGAAUAGCAAUCAACGCGGUGCCGAGGACAAUCUAAAGUAUCGCCUCGAGCAAGAGAAAGAUCUGCUUCGGCUGGAACAGGAUCAGGAUCGCGGAACUUAUCAGAGACUGCUGAAGGAAUACCACGAGCUAGAACAGCAUGCAGAAAUGUUGGAGCAAAAGCUUGUGUCACCUGGACAUUCGCGUUUCUUUAGCAAUGCUUCCAGCGAUAGCGGCCAGACCGCAUUCACAGAAAUUUCACAAGACGAUCAAAUCGAUUUUGGUUACGGCUCCGUGAGACCCAUGGCUUCUUCAUCAACACUUUACUCGCGAGUAGAAACGAUUGACUGGAAUCAACAACGAUCGGACAGAGAAAUUCAGAUGAAUAAAUUGCCUUCGGAAAAAUACGCAUUUACCCUCGUGGACAUCGAUCUCGUUCUGAAGCUGCAACAGAAGCUAAAGGAUGUCGAGAAAGAGAAGGGCAGAUUGAUCAGAAUGGUCGAGGAUCUGGAACGCGAGGAAUCUUCCAAAAUACAAGAUUCGUUUAAACUUCAAAAGCUGGAAGUGGAGAAUUCGCAACUUAAGAAAGACUUAAAUUCAUUGAGGAAGACCGUUUCGUUGGGCAGCCCAUCAUUUGCGCAACAAAAUCUCAUGAUACAAUUCGAGGCGCUACAGGAAGAAUUGGAAAGAAGAAGAGAAGAAUGUAUCCAACUGCAUAGUGUGCUGGCUGAUCACACACGCAAGAUGAAGGAUUUAGAUGCCAAUUAUGGUUGCGUAGACAUUAUAAACGAGGAUGGCGAGCUGGUACUUGCUUUCGAAACGCAGAGACAGAUUAACCGGCAAUUGGAGGAUGAGCUGCAAGGAAAAGAAAGGAAUUGGCGAUCGCAAAGAAAUGAAUGGCGAAAUGAAAUAGACAGACUGCAAGAAGAAAUAGACAAACAGCAGAAACUACUUUCUAUUAAUUUAAGCAAAUCGCCGGAAAUUCAAGCGGAACUUUACAUGCAGCAUGAGGUUGCCAGAUUAGCGUCUGAAAAUCUAGAUCUUCAAGAAAAAUAUGAUAAAAUAGUAGAGGAAUGCAGGUGUUAUAAGAAACAAUGUACAAUCCUGGCGAUGCGAUUAAAGGAUGCAGAUUUGCCUAAUGCGGUAGAAUACGCAAACAGAUCCGUCAUUGUUUCCAGUAUUCAAGGUGGAAGUAAUAUGCCUACCAUUCAUAAGAAAAAAAGAGAUUAUGAAGGAAUGUUUGAAUUCAGAAAGGAAGAUAUCAACGUUAUUAUACGUCAUCUAGUCAUUGAACUGAAGCCCUCUACAGCGGUGACUCUGCUACCGGGUUUACCGUCCUACAUCCUUUUCAUGUGCAUCAGACACACUGAUUACAUCAACGACGACGAUAAAGUACGAUCGUUGUUGACCGAAUAUUUGAACGCUGUUAAACGUGUGCUGAAGAAAUGUGAUGACUUCGACUUCAGAGUGCUCUGGCUGAAUAACAUUCUGAGACUGUUGCAUAACAUGAAACAAUACUCUGGCGACAAGCCGUUGCAGAUCGAGAAUACAUCUAGACAGAACGAGCAAUGCUUGAGGAACUUCGACCUGAGCGAAUAUCGCGUCGUGCUGAGUAAUGUGGCGCUCUGGAUUUUCAAUAAUCUCGUCACGAGUCUCAAGGAGAGAGUCCAAGCGCUCACGGUACCGGCCUUGCUGGAGCAUGAGGCCAUACCUGUGCCCGAUAAAACCGAUCGGCUCAGGUCGACGAUGAGAUUGGAUUCCACACAACAGAAACUGGAGAAACUUCUCGCCGAAUUGACAUCGAUGCACAAGACUCUGCAGAAUCACGGCGUCGAUUCCGAAAUUGUGACGCAGCUGUUCAGGCAACUAUUUUACUUCAUGUGCGCCAGCGCUCUGAACAAUUUGCUUCUAAGGAACGAAUUCUGCCGGUGGACGAAGGGUAUGCAAAUAAGGUAUAAUAUGAGCCAUUUAGAACAAUGGGGUAGAGAUCGACGACUAGAAAUUGCAUCUGAAGCAUUGCGACCCAUCAUACAGGCAUCGCAGCUUCUGCAAGCGCGUAAAACGGAUGAAGAUGUUAAUUCCGUCUGCGAAAUGUGCAACAAGCUGACGGCUAAUCAAAUAGUGAAAAUUCUGAACUUAUACACCCCAGCCGACGAUUACGAAAGUCGAGUUCCUGUUUCGUUUAUUAAAAAGGUACAGGAUAAACUAAAAGAACGCGGCGAGAACAACGAACAGCUGUUAAUGGAUUUAAAUUAUUCUUAUCCUAUAAGAUUUCCAUUCAAUCCAUCGGACAUUCGAUUGGAAGACAUCGAAGUACCCGAAGUACUUCAUUUGUCUAUGCUCAAAAAGGUAUAAUUUAAUAAAGCAAGCAUAAUUGUGAUAAAGAUUCCUUUGUUCUAUACUUUGAUUGAAAAUGUUAUUUUCGCGGAUAAUCAAACUCGUUUAAUUCGAUCUUUAUUUGAAAGUUAGCGAUAUCAAUAAAAUCCGAUUAAAUUAAACGUAGACAUAUCGGAAGUGGUUCAUCAUGAUAUAUGUAUCAUGUUUUAUAUGUUGUGUUUUUUUUACUUGGCUAAUUCAGAUUUUAUGAUAUAUCGUCGUCUCAAAUAGCGCUCGCGUUUAAAGUAAAUUACUGCCGUGUAUAUGUGAUCGAAUUUUGAUGAGAAUGAUCGAUAUUUUUUGUUAUUAUUGCUG